This is a messenger RNA of Pocillopora verrucosa, 1088 nucleotides long. RefSeq names its product ribonuclease H2 subunit A-like. Gene Ontology annotation, biological process: mismatch repair; DNA replication, removal of RNA primer. Gene Ontology annotation, cellular component: ribonuclease H2 complex. Lineage: Eukaryota; Metazoa; Cnidaria; Anthozoa; Scleractinia; Pocilloporidae. Gene Ontology annotation, molecular function: RNA-DNA hybrid ribonuclease activity; RNA binding. The record is from RefSeq and is a predicted model, not a curated record.
AAAGUUGCUACAAAAUGGACCUCAGUUCAUUCCAAGAUAAUUCACAAAAUUUUACCUUAAAAUCUGUGGUACCAGAAGUAACGUUAAACGAACCAUGUUGUGUUGGCAUCGAUGAAGCAGGAAGAGGACCUGUCCUAGGGCCGAUGGUUUACGGAAUCUGUUAUUUUCCUCUGACAAAAUCUGAAAAAGUGAAAAAUCUUGGAGUUGCAGACUCUAAAACACUUACAGAGGAACAGCGCGAGGAUCUGUUUAAAAUCAUUGAUGAGAACAAGGAGUUCAUUGGUUGGGCAAUUGAUAUCUUAUCACCUAAUUACCUGUCUAACAGUAUGCUGAGAAGAACAAAAUACAGCCUGAAUGAAAUAUCUCAUGACACAGCCAUUGGACUAAUAAACCUUCUUCUCUCAAGUGGCAUUAAUGUCCAUGAGAUUUAUGUAGACACAGUGGGAGUAGCAGACAAAUACCAAGACAAACUUCAAAAGAUUUUUCCUGGAAUCAAGAUAACUGUGGCUCCUAAGGCUGAUGCUAAGUUCCCUGUGGUUAGUGCUGCAAGUAUCUGUGCAAAGGUUGCCAGAGACAGAAUAUUGAAAGAAUGGAAAUUUCCUGAGAACAUUGAAUUUGGUAAUGAACAUGGUUCUGGUUAUCCUUCAGAUCCUACCACCAAGAAGUGGUUAUCUGAUUCAGUUGACAAGGUCUUUGGCUUUCCUCAACUGGUGCGAUUCAGUUGGUCAACAUGUAAUAAUAUUUUGGAUAACAAAGCUGUUGACGUACAUUGGGAUGAUGAUGGCAGUGAUGAGGAUUCCCCACCACCAGGGACUGCUUCAAUAACUUCUUUUUUUGCUCCCAAAAAGGAUUCAGUUGUUUACCAAAGACACCAGUUCUUCCGAGACCGUCAUCUAGAACCUGUGAAUAGUUUCUAGAGAAGAAAACUGUUGAAAAUAGCCACCAUGUGUAUAAGCUACUAUGGAAGUAACUUCAUAGUUCUCGUGCUUUUCUUUGAUUAAGUUGUUCCUUUUCUAAGAUUGCUUUAGAACUCCUUAUAAACUGCACUAGAAAAAUAUUUACUACCUCUCACACCUUUAUUCAAUAAA